Bombyx mandarina (wild silkworm) is the source of this 4948-nucleotide messenger RNA. RefSeq lists its product as uncharacterized. Lineage: Eukaryota; Metazoa; Arthropoda; Insecta; Lepidoptera; Bombycidae. The record is from RefSeq and is a predicted model, not a curated record.
AUGAAUCCACCGUCUGCGAUACACGGAGCUAUGAAUCGCGACCGUAAGCCAUUCACUUACACCCCGGGAGGGUUAGACUUAUCAGAGAUCAAGUCGGAACGAAUGGCCAAGAGACUUAUGCGAAACGCAAUGAAUCAAGGUGUACCGGAAGUGCCAACGCACCCUGUGCAGUCGCCACCGAUGCCGUCCACACCGAUCUUAGUACCGAACUACAAUUGCUUACCGGUCCAAGUAUUUCCGACCUUUAAUUUACCGGCCAAUCCUAAAUCAUUGUUGCGAACAAGAAGCAACCCAGACACACCUAAAGAUCCGCCUGUACAACGUAUACCGCCGCCAUAUCAUUUUACAAACAAUAACAAAGAAUCAAACAUAGAAAGUUACGAGCCAGUUAGCAAGCCAACGUUUUCGUUUAUAACUACAAAUAAUAAUAGACCAACGUCUGCGUAUGAAUACGUAAACAAUCCUUAUGAGACAGUACAAACUAAUAAUGGAUGUAUUGGAUUUAAGAACCCAUAUGAACUCCCAGAAAUUAGUUAUGAUGCUGAAUAUUUAACAAGCUCGCCUAUUGUCAGUCAUGUACCUAGUAGCGAGCCCUUUAUAAAGUUUCAAAAUAAAGAAACAGAUGAAAUAAAAAAUCAAAAUGGGGAGCACGCAGAUUCGGUUCCUAAAAUAUUAACACCGGAUAUCAGUGUUGAUGCUUUAACAGAAUCAGAGAAAACAGCGGAUGCCGAAGAAACUUCAGACGAUAAGAAACAAGUCAAAUUUGUAAGCAAGACAGUUAAAAAUGAAGGAAAAAUUGAAGAACAAAAUGGUGAUCAUAAUGGUGACGUCGAAGCAGAAAUGACAGUUAAGCUACCAACUAAAAAAACAGGUGCAAAAACGGAAACUAGAGUUGAGGUGGUAAAGAAAAUUCUACCGGAUGGCACGGUACAAGAAGUGAAAACAACUACAACAAAAACUACCAUUGACGGUAAAACUGAAAUUAAAACAGAAACAGAGACAAGAACAUUGCCAAAAGAAGAGGCUGAUGAAGAAAUAGAGGAAUUUGAAGAAGAAUUGGAAGAACAAGAAAAUGCCGAUAUAGCUGUUCAAGAGGUUGAAGAAAAAUCACAAAUCGUCGAAGAACCAGAGGUGAUCACGAAGAAAAUCAUCAAAGAAAAUACUCCUGAAACCAAAGAGGAUAAUAUCAUAAAAGGUGAAGAAAAAUCAGAGACUACAACAACCACAACACGUAAAGUUGUUAUAUUACAAGCAGACAGUGAAAAUUCAAAAGAAGAUGUUGAGGAAAUGGUGGAAGAAGAAGAAGUUGAAGAAGAAGAAGUUGAAGACAGUGAACCUGUAACAGUUGUAAUUAAGAAAACUGAAUCAAUAACCCAAAAUCAUAAUACAAAAGAAGAGGAUGAAGAAGAAGAAGAAAUAGAGGACGAAGAAGUAGAAGAAGAAGAGAAGGAAGUUAUUGAAGAAAAAGUAGCUAAAGAAGAGGAGAUUGAGUCUGCAAAAGAAAAUUUGGAUGCAGAACCAGAAGACGACGACCAAAACGAAGAGAACCGCUUAGAGGAAGAAGAAGAAGUUGUAGUUAGUAGUAAAAAAAUUACUGAAGUUGAGCAAACACCCAAGAGUGAUGAUGAUGAUGAUGGUGAUGACGAAGUAUAUGAAGAAGCAGAACAAAAUGAAGUAGAAGAAGAGGUUGAGGUUAUAACUGAAACUGUAACUGCUGAGGAAAAAAAAGAAGCAGAAGAGGAAGAUGACGAUAAAAGUGAAGUAAUAGUCCAGGUUGAUGUUUUAAAGCCUUCUUCUGUAAAAUAUGACGAAGAAGAAGUAAACGAGGAAUGUAAGGAUAUAGAAACUGAAACUGCCGAAACGGUUGAAACUAAAGAAAACAAUUUUUCAGAAUCCUCAGUACGACCAUCAGAAACUAAACAAGAGACAGUAGUAGAAAUUAAAAUAGAAGAAAAAGAAGAAGCUGAGCCUGAAAAGAAAACCCAAAUACCUAUGAGAGAACCAUCAGUGCCACUCGAGAAAGUCGAAGAUGUUGAAAUUAAGCCAAUCGGACCGGCUGAAGUUAUCACCAAAACGCAUACAGAAAAAACUGAAAUUAUUACGCGCACUAGUCCUGUGCCCGGAGCCUUCAGUACACAAACUGAAUACAACAGAAUAGAAAAGAUUGAGACUGUUAACCGCACAACGAAAACAUUAGACGGUACUUGUGAAGAUCCUGUCCAAACAGAAAUACCGGUUAUUAAAACCUAUUUUCCCCCCAAUAGGGACAGAUCUCUGUCAUCUCCAAUGCCGUCCAGACCCUUCCAACAAGCUUACAACCCUGAACCAACAACUGAACGACGCCAUAGCUUGUUACUGGAAAGACUUAGCGUUGAAAGGCAAAUGCCAUCUGAAAUUUAUCAUAACCAAAAUAAUGAGCAACAGCGACAAUGGUCACAAGAACCACAAUCUGAGGUCUUGACUAUAAGUAAUGUUAAACCCAGUUCAAUAACAAAUCAACAAUGGUAUCAACAAAUAAGAGAAAAUUCUGUUUAUAAUGAUGUUACGCCUACACCCGUAUCAUCUACACCAAUUUGGAGCCAAUCGCAACCUAAGCAUCAACCUUCACCCCAACCCCAACCCCAACCUCAACCUCAGUUGCAACCUACUUAUCGACCUCAACCAACAUAUCCCACAAAUCAAACAUACACCCCACAACCAACCCAAAAAACGAUCACUCCACAAGCUACACAACAAACAUACGCCUCUCAACCUCAACAAAAAAUAUAUACUCCACAACCCAUACAGCGCCCAUAUACUCCACAACCAACUACACCAAUUUUACAAUCGCAAUACCAACCUACUUACACAGAGACUACACAAGAGAGAAGUUCAAACACUUACACAAGUUACACUCCAAAACCGACAUGGGCUAGCAGCAUUGACACUACGCCAUCAUUUAAUUUACAACAGCCGAGCCAAUAUAAUUACGUAAACACGGAAACAACAGACAAUUAUCAGAAAACCUCACAGCAAUAUUCUUCUUCUUAUGUUCCUCCUCCGUGGGAACAAGAUUCGUCUUAUUUGGCAAAUAACUCCUCUCAAAGUUACUAUCAACCACUACCCACCACUACUUUAACACCGACUGCACCUGCACAAAGUUGGAAACCGCCAGUCCCGAAGUCCAAAUUCGCUAAGCCUCCUCCUACGGCGUACAUACCACCAGCUCCUAACCAAUCUUUCGUGAAACCAGUAAACGCCGCGGAACAAUCCAAACAGUCUGGCCGAAAAACUUAUUACAGUGAAUACGAGAGACGCUACAUUAGCGUGCCCGAGUCGACAUAUAUACCCACGGAAACGAAAUUUCAGGCGCAGCCAGAUCCAUCUCCGCAGUAUUACUAUGACAAUAAUGAACAAUCUGAACCUGUUGAACAUCAGUGGCGAAAAGAAUUGAGAGAAUUCACUGAAAAAUCUCAAACACAAACUGAACAAACUAGCGUCAAGCCCCCAUGGGAGACGGAAUCUAAGUUCACGAAAACUGCGGAAUCUACAUACACAUCAACGCCCACUUGGAGUCAGACUUUGCGGCCGCGCUCAUGGCGUGAAAGGAGCUUUGAAAGGGAAUUCACUGGAUCCCAAGAGUGGCCAAAAACGAACACUCUGGGCCGUAGUAGACCUUUAAGCUCUUAUACUAAAAAUGAGCCCAUCCUAGAAAGGACUAGAGGAGUGUCAGUAGAUAGAUAUAAUCCAAAUAAUUAUCAGUCGCCAAGCAGUCUGGAACAUCCGCCGGUACAAAGUCACACCCUGAUCCCAGCGCCUCACGGAACUUAUCACAAUCCGAACGUGCCCAAUUACCAUUCUCGUGCUUCUACUGAAACAAGAGAGCAGGCAACUUACAAACAGCCGCGUACAUGGAGAGAGGCGCGCCCAACUCCGAUUCAAUCGCGCUCCUUCAAGUACCUCCAAUGGAUCACGGGCACUGAAGAUUAAUGAUUUAGCUAAUUAUGUAAUGGUUAUUAUGAGUAAAUCUUCUCAAUUGUUUUAAUGAGACGUUAAUUGUAGAUUAAUAUCGGUAUACGGAACGAGACGGAUAAUGAGAUGGUAGUAAACAUAAAAUUUCCUUCAUUUGAUCCUAAAAUUCUCUAAAGCGAAUUUGAAGAGAUAAUUUAGAAGUGAAAAUUUAAUGAGUUAACGUAAAAAAAAAAAUUAAGUCAUGAUACAAGCACAUGAUAUCGAAUGAAUGAACUCAAAGGAGGUUGAUAUUUCUAUUCUGAUUCUGUUCUAUCCGAAAGUUAAUUUUCAUUUUCAAUUAAUACAGUUUUCACGCACUUUUUGUAUACGUACUAAAAUUGACAUUGUUAUAAAUAAGUACUAAGAUGUGUCAUGUAAAGUGUUUAAGAGUUGUAAAUUUUAAUGUUGCUCUGCUGUAACAAAAUCUUUUAUUUUAGCUUCAUGAUUAUUUACUAGCACAGAAUUCAAUUAAACAUUUUCAUUGUUCUUUGAGAGAGGCGCAAUUUGCUUUCCAUAAAUUUCGAUCAUAGUUCACAGAAUUAGCCUUCUUGUCUUAUUAGUAACUUCGUUUUCUUUUAAUUAUUGUUUCCGCAUUCUGAUUUUAACAUAGAUAUACAAUUAUCAACGCUAGUCACUAUACAAUGAAUCUAGUCUUUAUUUAUUAACGCAUAUUAUUGAAAAUAAUGCAUUUUCGUUACAUUUUGAUGUUUGAACAGUUCCUAAUAAAAUGAUUCACAAUUACGUAGUUGAGUACUCUUGAAACAUUUUCUUUUUUGUAUAAAAAAGAUUAAUGUCUCAUAGUGUGUCCAAGCUAUCUGCUUUUUAACUUUUAAUUCAUUCUUAAUACACUCAACCUAGAAUAUUUGAUGUUAAUUUCAAUUUAUUAAAUUUGAUUACUGACAACGUAUAAUAAUAUUUAAGAGAUAACUCACUCAUAGUUGUCGUAACAAUGUGUUUC